AGUACCAUCACGACGAUCAAAAAGCCUACACGAUGCAACUCACAUGCAUAUGCGAUGAUGGAGAGGUUAUUGAUAUUACAACCGCGAUUCAGACGCAACCCUUUAAUGUUCGCUCUUUAUUAUUAGAUUCAUUAUUUGCAUGCUUUCCUAGUCUUCCAGACACGCCAGAUUUCUUUCAAGCAGAACAUGGCAUCCGUGAAGCACUUCUACAAUUUCAGGGUGAUAAGGAAAGAUAUGUAAGGUCCUACAUUAUAAACCGCUCUCUUGACCCGCGUACGGAAGAGACUCCAAGGGCAAGCUUAAUUCAUUCAUCUUUUGAAUGUGGUGGCCCAGUAGCUCUGGUUGGCGUAUUUUACGCCACGAUCGAUGCGCAUCGUAAUAUUCGCAGCCGCAGAACCCUUGACUACCUUUUGAAGGCCUCUGAAGAAACGAGAAAUGCAUUGUUUUAUCGAGCCAACACAGUUCCCUGUAACCCGUCACUGAUUCCCUGGCUCCGCCGCAUUUUCGAUCGGGUAGACUCGGAUGCCAAGGGUCUUGCUUACAUCUUAAGUUGGCUAGGUACACCCAUACCAAUUGACUUGCUCAGCCGGGCAAGACUGCCUUCGCUUAGUUGGAACAACGACGGUGAGGUGGCCGGAACCCCUGCUCGUCUUAUAUCCAUGAUCCAAAACGAGGAGAAGCUUGAGACAUCUAUACGGAACCUGGAAUAUGUUGGGCUUGUUAAAUCAAGCCAAACAGCCAUAGAGCUCCAUCCACGAAUCGGAGAACUUUUACCGGGGCGUCCUGAAGGUAGGAUGUGGCUCCCAAAAGCAGCUAAGAUUGUCUUUCAUAUGCUACCGAAGUACGCAUCUAUUAGACCUGAAAGCUACUCGAAGCAGUGCAAAGAGCUAUUGCCUCAUAUGACACGUAUAUUGAACCACCUAAAUGGCAAGCCAGCGGUUCUCGAACAAAUAGACCCAGUACAAAUGGUGGAGGCAUGCUUGUCAAUAUCAUACUUUGGUGAUAGGUCCUGGAAAAUGCAGGCUGUUGCCAUGGCCGCCCAGGCCGUAACCACCUGUAGAGACAACCUCAUAGAGAAGCCAUUGCUUCUAGCUCAGGUUAAUGUUAGGAGGUUCUUUCUGUCGCUAUUAUAUUCGGAGGAAGAAAACCAGAGUGACCAGCUUACCUUCCCUGUUGUUGAUCGGAGGUCCAAUGCAUUUGCUGCAAAUCUGGCAAUAGCCAAAGCUCGAAGGUCUACUCAGUUAAACGAGUUGACGGCCGCUCGUAACUGUCUAGAAAGCUUCAGUAUAUUGCAGAGCGGGUCCCCUUCCUCCCUAGAAAAGAUGCAGGAGUAUAAAGUAGCUCUGAUGCAUGCGAGAAUCUUACGGUUCGAAGGUCAUUUUCAGGAAGCUUACCGUAUCUUACAGGAUCUACCACAAAAAGGGGAGGUACUUACAUCGUACUGCGCAGUCCUUUGCGAGCUUGAUCGAUGUGACGAAGCAAUCCGCGUCCUUGAAUCAUGCAUGACUCCUACUAUACGACCUAAGCUCAUCCUUGCCCAUGCACAUCUUCUGAAAUGCAUGCAUGCUUUGCUUAGAGAGGAGUCCGUAGAUCAGAUCUCGUUAGAAAUAUCGGAUGAUAUUUACAAUCAACUUGGUCGCUACCAACCCAGUAAUUACUUUGAGAAGAUGGACCACCUUUCCAUUUUGAUGGGACGAGCAAUCGUUCAACACAUGAGUGGCCAAAUUGAAGCCGCCCUAGACGCAUGGCAAAAAGCUCUUACUACUUCCACAGCAUGGCUUCCUACUGGAUAUACUGACUUGAUUAUAGCUUAUUCCAUGAGUGAACUCGAGACCAGAAGAGGAAAUUAUGUACUUGCGGAUAUUCUAGCCGGUCAUACAAAGGUGCUGCUCACUCAAACUGGCCUCCAACAUCAUUUCAUUGGGCUUGGGUCUCUCUGGCCUGUCAUCGUAGGGAGGUGGCGUGUUGCCCACGGACAUGACCCCAUUGUUCCCCUACAAGAAGCAUGCAAUUAGUCUGUCUAGGUCCAUAAACAAAUAGACCAUGUAUUACUUGGGCCUUGGCCGGGGCUUACCUAUACUACGGGGUAAAGGAUAUUAUUGAUAUAUGCCGACGCCGCUCUCGUAG
Messenger RNA from Daldinia caldariorum, 2127 nucleotides. RefSeq lists its product as uncharacterized. The transcript is spliced from 2 exons. The record is from RefSeq and is a predicted model, not a curated record. NCBI's taxonomy places the organism in Eukaryota, Fungi, Ascomycota, Sordariomycetes, Xylariales, Hypoxylaceae. The coding region runs from base 33 to 2015 and encodes 660 amino acids. Gene Ontology annotation, molecular function: protein binding.